GUCCGCUGCCACUCCUGGGGCUCUCUGUGCCGGCUCCUGGGCUGAGUGUGCUCUGUGCACACUUUGAAUUUCUGUAGCCUUGUGAUGUGGGGAUUCUUAGCAGCAUCCCACAGAGUGGAAGCCAAGGUCCUGAGAGGCAAGGCCACUUGCCUAAGGUUGCUGGGCUUAUGUGAGCAGAGCCCUGGACUCCUUGCUGUACCAUGAGGCACCUCCUGGCCCUCCUCUCCUUACAAGCUUCCUACCAAGGACCCCAGAGGAUGGAAGCCCCUUGGUGGUGGCCGCUGGUCACUGUGCUCAUGGCUGGGGCUCAUUGUGUGGCUCUGGUUGACCAAGAAGCUUCGGAUCUCAUCCAUUCUGGCCCCCAGGACAGCAGCCCUGGGCCUGCCCUGCCCUGCCACAAAAUCUCUGUGAGCAACAUAGACUUUGCCUUCAAACUCUACAGACAGUUGGCUGUGAAUGCCCCUGGAGAGAACAUUCUCUUCUCCCCGGUGAGCAUCUCCCUGGCCUUGGCCAUGCUUUCUCGGGGGGCCCCAGGGGCCAGCAGGACCAAACUCCUGGAGGGCCUGGGGUUCAACCUCACUGUGGUGCCUGAGGCGGAGAUCCAGGAGGGCUUCUGGGAUCUGAUGCUCAGACUCCCUGGGCAGGGUCCCCGGCUCCUCUUGACCAUGGCCCAGCACAGGUUCAGUGGCCUGGGCACAAGGGCCAACCAGAGCCUAGAGGAGGCCCAAAAACACAUUGACGAAUACAUAGAGAAGCAGACCCAGGGGAAGCUUGGGGCCUGGGAGAAGGACCUCAGCAGUGAAACCACAGCAGUUCUGGUGAAUCACAUGCUCCUCAGAGCUGAGUGGAUGAAACCCUUUGACUCACGUGCCACCAGCCCAAAGGAGUUCUUUGUAGAUGAGCACAGGGCUGUGUGGGUGCCCAUGAUGAAGGAGAAGGCCAGCCACCGCUUCCUGCACGACCCUGAGUUGCAAUGCUCUGUGCUACAGAUGGACCAUGCUGGGAACACCACCACCUUCUUCAUCUUCCCCAACAGGGGCAAGAUGAGGCAGCUGGAAGAUGCCUUGCUGCCCGAAACACUGAUUAAAUGGGACAGUCUGCUCAGGACCAGAGAACUCGAUUUCCACUUCCCCAAAUUUUCCAUUUCUAGAACCUACAGACUGGAGAUGCUCCUCCCACAAGUGACUGUGGGUGGAGGCUUCCCUGGAGAGCCUGGACUGAACAUCUCUAAAGUCACUCAUAAGGCCAUGAUGACUCUGGAUGAGAAGGGCUCUGAAGCUGCUGCAGCCACCAGCAUUCAGCUUACCCCCAGGCCUCACCCAGACCUUGACCUCUCCCCCACUCCAGGCACUGAGUUCAGUCGGCCCUUCCUGGUGAUGACUUUCCACAUGGAAACGGGAAGCAUGCUUUUUCUGGGGAAGAUUGUAAAUCCACUGGGAUAAUGCCCCCUCAGACAUGCUGGGUGACUCAGAGGGAACAGAAUGGCCCACACAGCAGGGAGCUUCUAUUAUAGACUCCAGUUAAAUGAAAAGUUGCAUAUACCUGGGUUUUUUUGCUUGGUUUUCACAGGAACCCAUGGGGGUAAGGUGAUCAAGGCUGUUCUCCCUGCACACAGGCAGUAAUUACCAUUGAGCAAACACCCACUAUGUACCAAAUGCUUUCUAUCUCUUAUCUCAUUUUUAAAUGAAUUAUCACAACAAUCCAACA
Molecule: messenger RNA, 1707 nt
Organism: Chlorocebus sabaeus (green monkey)
Lineage: Eukaryota; Metazoa; Chordata; Mammalia; Primates; Cercopithecidae
Product: putative serpin A13
Molecular function (GO): serine-type endopeptidase inhibitor activity
Source: RefSeq, a predicted model, not a curated record